AUGGGGAGGCAUUUCAUGGCGUGGGCAUCCUUGGCGUUGCUCUCGGCGCUGGCUCGGGGGGAGGUGUGCGCCGAAUGCAGAGAUGACGACCUGAUUCCAGAUUUCUCCUUUCUCCAGGUGAAUCAGAACAUCACGCGGAGCAACGGCUCGAACAGCAGUCUGGCGAGAACGCUGGCGGGCGCGUCGCCGUCGGUGGUGGUGGCUACGCCGCCUGCCGGCCCCAGCGAGGUCAUGUCUCUCACAUUCACAAAGAGCUCCGUGCACUCGGAGACCACGAACGCGGGGACCGUGCUGCUGGACCUGGUCAUUCUUGUCCUGAUGCUCAUUCUCAUGGGGCUCUGUUGCAGCCGCUUCAUCCUCGUCAGUACUCCAGAUCAGGCCUCGAGAGGCCCGAGCCCAGGCAGCCCCAGCAAGGCCAAGGAUCCCAAUGCAGCAGCGGCGCUCCUUUCCUCGCAGGCGGUUCCGAUUCCCGUGCUCUGCCCAGAGUUUGUGAUGAAAGCUAGCGAGUCUCGCUUCACCAUCGACAUGGCGCACAUCACCGGCCCUGUACAGUCCUUUCCGAUCAAUCUUCCAAGCGGGAAGAAAGUUCUCGAGGCCACUUCCCAACAGGGAGGCAUGAUCACCAUCACUGACGUGGAGCAGCAGGCAAGGCGAAUGAUGAUCCGAGCAAGCUCAUCGGGCGGAAGACCGUUGUUGACGAUCUAUGACGGUAGCGGCGCCUUCUUUGGCAAAGUCUCUGCAGAUGGGAAUGGUGUGGUUCUGUACAGCAUGCAGAGUCCAUGCGCCCUGAUGAAGACCACCGAUGUGGCGGGCUGCAGCGUGGAGUUUCAGACGCUCAAGGAGCCGCGCGCGAUUAUCGCGAGGACCUUCAAGAAAGGGGAGGAACUUCGCGCCCAGGUCUCGGCAGACUACGAUGGGAUCUUGCUGAUGGGGUGCGUCUUGGGAGUCAUCCUCCUGCAGCCUGAGAUGAUGAAGAUGGGCCUGUAA
Symbiodinium natans is the source of this 987-nucleotide messenger RNA. The record is from the annotation of a GenBank genome assembly. Lineage: Eukaryota; Dinophyceae; Suessiales; Symbiodiniaceae.